AUGGGACUUUCGUUGAGACUGAGACGGCGAGGAGGAAGCAAAAAGGAGCUAAUUCCGGUGAUGGGUUUCUCGGAGGAAGAUGAGACAACAAUCCCUUCGCAGUUUCAGUGUCCGAUCUCUUACGACCUCAUGAAAGAUCCUGUCAUUAUAGCUUCCGGGAUCACUUACGACCGUGAAAACAUCGAGAAGUGGUUCGAGUCAGGGAACAAGACUUGUCCGGUGACCAACACAGUCCUAACAACUUCGGAACAGAUCCCUAACCACGCGAUUCGAAGGAUGAUUCAAGGAUGGUGCGUUUCAAACAAAGGUUCAUCGUUAGAGCGUAUCCCCACGCCACGUGUCCCCGUCACGAGUCAUCAAGUGGUCGAGAUUUGUGGGAAGUUAUUGUCUGCGACGCAGCGUGGGGACCACGUCGGAUGUGUGGAGAUGGUCAAGAAGAUGAAGAGAUUGGUGAAAGAGAGCGAGAGGAAUCGGAAAUGUUUGAAGGAAAACGGCGCCGGAUUGGUUCUCUGCGUUUGUUUCGACGCGUUUUCGGAAACCGCAUACGCGACGCGGUUGCUGGAGGAUGUUUUGUUUUUGCUGACGUGGAUGUUUCCGAUUGGAUCAGAAGGGCAAGGAACAUUAACGUCGACGACGUCGUUUUCUCGCUUGGUUGGUUUUGUGAGGAGUGGUGAUCAAAACGCUGCGUUUUUGGUGAAGGAGCUUUUAUCACUUGACGAAGCAAACGUUCAGGCAUUGUUAGAGGUCGAUGGCGUCGAAGAAGCGUUCGUGAGAUUGAUUCGUGAAACUGUAUGUGAAUCUUCUUUGACUUCGAUCCAUCACAUGAUCACGAGAAAACCAGAGAUCGUUUCGAAGUUUAUUGAAUUGGAUCUGGUGAAUUUAGUGGUGGAGAUGCUCGUGGAUUCGGAGAAUAGCGUUUGCGAGAAAGCGUUGAUGGUUCUAGAGGCGAUUUGCGAAACUAGUGAAGGGAGAGAAGAAGUUAGAGGAAACGAAUUAGUGAUGCCGAUUUUGGUGAAGAGGAUUCUGAAGAUUUCGGAGUUUGCGAAGAAGAAAUUGGUUUCUGUGAUGUGGAAGAUCUGUAAGACAGGACAAGGAGCAGAGGUUGAAGAAGCAUUGAGAUUAGGUGCGUUUAAGAAGCUUGUAGUGAUGUUACAAGUUGGAUGUGGAGAAGGAACCAAAGAAAAAGUUACAGAGUUGUUGAAGAUGAUGAACAAACAGAUGAAGACUAAAGGAUUUGUUGAACAUUCUGAUUCUUCUAUUGAGUUUAAACAUCUAAAGAAACCAUUUUGA
This is a messenger RNA of Arabis nemorensis, 1290 nucleotides long. The record is from the annotation of a GenBank genome assembly. NCBI's taxonomy places the organism in Eukaryota, Viridiplantae, Streptophyta, Magnoliopsida, Brassicales, Brassicaceae.